Penicillium longicatenatum is the source of this 1461-nucleotide messenger RNA. RefSeq names its product FAD-dependent oxidoreductase. Gene Ontology annotation, molecular function: FAD binding; oxidoreductase activity. Bases 1 to 1461 code for a protein of 486 amino acids. NCBI's taxonomy places the organism in Eukaryota, Fungi, Ascomycota, Eurotiomycetes, Eurotiales, Aspergillaceae. The record is from RefSeq and is a predicted model, not a curated record. The transcript has 3 exons.
AUGCCUUCCCUGUUUUUCGUCGUUGGGUUGGCCUUGGCCAUAGUCCCGGCGAUUGCUUCCCCCGCCGGGACCAGGUUCGCACGCUGCUUACGACCGAAGCUUUCGCACUCCGCAAAGCUAAUAAACGCUGAAUCGGACGUGAUUAUUCCCCGAUGGACAGAGUAUAAAGAGUUCAGUACUGGCCACAUUGUGAAUGUAUCCACCGAGGCAGACGUUCAAGCUGCGGUGCGAUGCGCCAAUCAAGCUGGUGUCAAGUUCUUCGCGCAGUCCGGCGGCAAUGCCUGGACAACAACCUGGAGCCUUGGAGAAAAUGACGUCGUGAUCAAUCUUCGGAAUAUGAAUAGCGUGAAGUUCAAUGCGGAACGUACGCUUGUGGAAGUGGGAGGUGGUGCGACCGUUGCUGAAUUGACAGAUGCUGCUUACGCCCAUAAUACGCAAGUCGUGGCUGCUAAUUGCAAUUGUGUAGGCGCAAUGGGUGCCACGCUCGGUGCAGGUUACAGUCGCAUGAUGGGUGAGCGUGGGUUUAUGAUGGACAACGUCCUGUCUUUUCGCGUUGUUCUGGCAUCUGGGAGAACUGUUGAUGUCUCAGAAUUCUCUCACCCCGAUCUAUGGUGGGCUAUGCGUGGCGCUGGUGCAAAUUUCGGGAUUGUUGUUUCGUCUGUCAUGAAGGCCUAUCCCACACCUGCGGCUCAGAAUGGUGCUUGGGUUGGUAACCUUAUUUUCAGCGAGGACAAGAUCGAGAGCGUCGUGUCUGCUGUCAAUGAUUUGACUUUGACAUCUAAGAUGGCCAUCUUCUUUUAUUUCGCUAAUGGAGGCGCACCUCACUACACCCCCAUGUUCAUGGUUACACCGUUUUAUCUGAGCAGUGGGAAUACGACUGCUGCCACUGCUGAAGCCCGCGAAGCUUUUGCCUCGAUAUUUGACCUGGAGCCUGAAGCGGACACCACCACGUGGACCCCUUAUAACGAGGUCAACGCUGGCAGCGAAAGCUUCUGUGUCAGAGGCGGCCGCAAGGCUAGCUACGGCUCCGCACAGGGACAACUGGAUCCGACGACCUGGCGAACAAUCUACACCGAUUACGUUAACUUCCUCACGACACAUGGCGGGGACAACGUCGGCAGCUCGCUUAUUCUCAUGGAAGCCUACAGCCUGCAAUUCGCCGAGAGGAAGGGUGACUACAGCUCGGCAUACGCGUGGCGGUCUACAAACCGCUUCAAUACGGUGGCCAUUGCAUGGUACACGGACGAAAGUUUAGACGAGACCGCCAAUGCAUGGGCGAGUCAGGUUCGUGAUGACUGGCGGGCGACCAGUGGACUCAAGUCAAACUCGACGUACAUCAACUUUGCCUUUGGUGACGAGUCACUCGAGGAUAUUUACGGCGAUAAUGUGUCCGUGCUCAGGGCGCUGAAAUUAUUCUAUGACCCCCAAAACAAGUUUAAUCAAUUCUUCCCCCUGAAUUGA